AUGUUUUCUAAUUCUUCUAAUGAUUAUUAUAUAGUAAAAAAUAAUCCAAAUUCAAUGAAUUUUGUAAAAUUUAAUGAGGAAGAUAACAACAACAAUAAUAAUUAUGUUAACAAUUCACUUCAAUCAAAAAAUACUAAAAGUUCCCCCUUCCCAACAAAAUGUUGUGUUUGUGGAUAUAUUUGUAGUGGAUAUGUUUAUUAUAAUGUUGUUUGUUGUGAUGGUUGUAAACACUUUUUCCGACGUUGCUGUAACGCAAAAGAAUUUUACAAAUGUAAAGAUGGUGGGAAUUGCAAUGUUAUGAAUGUUGCAAUAAAAUGCAAAAGUUGCCGUUUUGAUAAGUGUAUUCUGGCUGGAAUGAGAAUCCAAACAAUCAGGGGAUUUUAUUCAAGGAGUUUACCAGAAAUAUAUGCAUUACUCGAACAAAGAAGGAAUGAACUUCGAGAUAAAGGAAAAUAUAUAGAAAAUGUUGAAACAAAAAGCGAAACUUAUAUAAAGCCAGGACCAUUGUUCAUAAACAAGGACAACUUAAUAAUUGAUGUUCUUAUCUCCGUCGAGAAAAAUGCAAAACGCGUUAGAAAUUCAGUUACAAGAUUGCCUUCUAUAUAUUAUAAUUAUUCUUGCAAUUCAAUCGAAAACUUGAUUAAUCGAAAAGAAAAUCUUAUUUCAAAUAGUGAUGAAUUUUCGUGUCAGGAACGAGGUUUUAUUUCAUCCGCGGCUAUUGGAUUUAUUCUCAAAAAUGGAUUUUUUAAAACUCCACCUGCUUCCUUGAUGGAGGAUCUUCUUUUAAUCGUUGACAUUGGAAAAACAAUGCCUUCCUUCAACGAUUUAGAUUUGUCUGAUCAAGUAAAUUUUAUUAAUAAAUGUUCAGAGUUUUGA
Messenger RNA from Meloidogyne enterolobii, 876 nucleotides. Lineage: Eukaryota; Metazoa; Nematoda; Chromadorea; Rhabditida; Meloidogynidae. The record is from the annotation of a GenBank genome assembly.